Messenger RNA from Microdochium trichocladiopsis, 3318 nucleotides. RefSeq lists its product as uncharacterized. The transcript is spliced from 4 exons. Gene Ontology annotation, biological process: intracellular calcium ion homeostasis; calcium ion transmembrane transport. The record is from RefSeq and is a predicted model, not a curated record. Gene Ontology annotation, cellular component: plasma membrane. The coding region runs from base 1 to 3318 and encodes 1105 amino acids. Gene Ontology annotation, molecular function: P-type calcium transporter activity; ATP binding; ATP hydrolysis activity. Lineage: Eukaryota; Fungi; Ascomycota; Sordariomycetes; Xylariales; Microdochiaceae.
AUGGCCGCCGAGUUUCCCAGGCUGCCUUUCCUCCUCUCCGUCGAAGAUGUCGUCAAGGCAGUGGAGACGGACCUGGACAGGGGCCUGACCUCUGCGCAAGUUGCGCAGCUCCAGCAAAAAUACCCCAAGAAUGAGCUUGACGUGGGCGGUGCCAUUCCUUGGUACAAGAUCUUCAUCAAGCAGCUUGUCAAUGCCAUGGUCCUGGUCCUCUUCUUUGCCCUCAUUCUGAGUUUCGUGAUCAGAGAUUGGAUUGAAGGCGGCGUCUUGGCUGCAGUCAUCAUAGUCAACGUCUCGAUCGGCUUCUACCAGGAAUAUGGCGCCGAGAAGAAGAUGGAUGCGCUCAAGAUGCUCUCCGCCCCUAGCGCGAACGUCCUCCGCGACGGCAAGACCCAGGUCAUUCCCAAUGCCGAGGUCGUCCCUGGUGACAUUGUCAUCCUCAAGAUGGGCGACACGAUCCCUGCCGACAUCCGCAUGUUCGAAGCCAUGAACUUUGCCGCCGACGAGCAGUCUCUGACGGGCGAGUCAAUCCCCGUGGACAAGCAGACCGAGAUUCUCGACAACGAAGAGCUCGGCAUUGGCGACCGCAUCAACGUGGCAUACGGCACCACAACCGUCCGCAAGGGCCGCGGCCGUGGCAUUGUCAUCGCCACGGGCAUGCAGACCGAGGUCGGCAAGAUUGCGGCCUCGACUCAGAAGAAGACGCGCAAGCCUGGCCGGUCCAUGAACUACAAGAAGUACGGCAAGCGUGCGCCCCUUGUAGGCGGCACAAGGCGGGCGUACGACUUCAUUGGCAAGUUCCUCGGCCUGACUGAAGGCACGCCGCUGCAGCGCAAGCUGUCCAAGCUGGCCUACACGUUGUUUGGCUGCGCGCUGAUCCUGGCCGUCAUUGUCUUCUCCGUCAACAAGUUCUACAUCCCCCACGAGGUCGUCAUCUAUGCCAUCAGCACCGGCAUCGCCAUCAUCCCCGAGUCGCUUGUUGCUGUUCUCACCAUUACCAUGGUUGUUGCCGUGACCGUCAUGCGCAAGUCCAAUGUCGUGGUUCGCGACCUGUCGGCUCUCGAGGCACUCGGCGGUGUCACCAACAUCUGCUCCGACAAGACCGGCACACUCACGCAAGGCGCCAUGAUUGUGCGCAAGGUCUGGGUGCCGUCCAACGUCAUCUACACAGUUGUCGACUCGAAGCACCCCAGCAACCCAACCGCGGGGCGUGUAACUGUUUCCGAGAACACGCCCGAGCCAUCAGCCAGUGAUGAGGAGCCCGCGCAGACACGCGACUUUGACCAGGAGCGCAGCGCUGCCGCACUCAAGUUUGACGUGCCCGACGAGAAGCUCAACCCGGCGAAGCCCGAGCCCCCGAAGAACCACGAGAACGACCCGGAGGCCACUCUGAACCCGGAGCUCAGCGACUUCCUCCUGUCCGCGGCACUCUGCAACCUCGCCACUGUCCGCCACGAGGCCGACGCUCCUCCCGAUCAGCCCCAAUGGAAAGUCACGGGCGAGCCGACCGAGAUUGCGCUGCAGGUCUUUACCCACCGCUUCGAGCGCGGCAAGAAGGUGGUCGAGGGCGAAGGAUGGAAGCAGGUCGCCGAGUUCCCCUUUGACAGCAGCAUCAAGCGCAUGUCGGUCAUCUACAACGGGCCGGAGCUCGAGCACAGUAUGGUCUUCACCAAGGGCGCCGUCGAGCGCGUGCUGGAUCUCUGCACAACAGUCGGCACUGGUGAGCACGCCCAGCCCAUGACGGACGAGUACAAGCAGCGCAUCCUCGACCAGAUGGACGUCUUUGCCCGCCAGGGCCAGCGCGUGCUCGCCAUCGCCUCGCGCAAGUGGGACGGCAUCUGGAACGAGGUUUCCGGCAACGACUCCAAGGCCGAGGAGGAACUACGUGCCCGUGUCGAGCAGGACCUCACCCUUCUCGGUCUCGCGGGCAUCUACGACCCUCCUCGCAAAGAGACUACGCCAGCCAUCGCAGAAUGCUCGAGCGCCGGCAUCCGGGUGCACAUGCUUACUGGCGACCACCCGGCCACCGCUGAAGCCAUCGCCAAGGAAGUCGGCAUCAUCCCGCACAACAUGGGUAUCCUGAGUCAGGAGGUUGCGAAGGCCCUCGUCAUGAAGGCUGCGGAUUUCGACAAGCUAACCGACGCUGAGAUUGAUGCGCUGCCCGAACUCCCGCUAGUCCUGGCGCGCUGUGCUCCCGACACAAAGACACGCAUGAUCGAGGCGCUCCGCCGCCGCGACGCCUUCAUGGCCAUGACUGGCGAUGGUGUCAACGACGCCCCCUCCUUGUCCCGUGCAGACGUUGGCAUUGCCAUGGGGUCGGGUUCUGAUGUGGCCAAGUCGGCGUCCAAGAUUGUGCUGACAGACGACAAGUUCAACUCGAUUGUGGCCGCCAUCCGUGAAGGGCGCAGAAUGUUUGACAACAUCCAGAAGUUCAUCCUGCACCUGCUCACCUCCAACGUGGGCGAGGUGAUCCUUCUCAUCUGCGGCCUGGCGUUCAAGGACCAGGACGAUCUCUCCGUGUUCCCCAUCUCCCCCUUGCAAAUCCUCUGGAUCAACCUCGUCACCUCGUCCUUCCCAGCCUUUGGUCUCGGCAAGGAAAAGGCCGCGGCGUACGUGAUGCGCAAGCCCCCGCAGGACAAGAAGCGCGGCGUCUUCACGAACCAGGUCCUCAUCGACAUGCUCGUGUACGGCACCAUCAUGGGCGUGCUGACGCUCAUGACGUUUGUGAUUGUCGUCUACGGGGUCAACGGCGGGGAGCUGGGCCAGAACUGCAACAUCGGGUGGCACGAGUCGGGCGUGUGCGAGCCCGUGUUCCGCGCCCGCGCGGCCGUCUUCGCGCUGCUCACCUGGACCAUCCUCGUGUCGGCCUGGGAGUUCAAGGACAUCCGCCGCUCGCUGUUCCGGCUGAACCCGGACGACGAGUCCAGAUUCCCCGUCUUCAAGGACGUGUACGACAACCGCUUCCUCUUCUGGGCCGUCGUGAUUGGCUUCCUCAGCGUGUUCCCCGUCGUGUCGAUUCCCGGCCUCAACAGGACCGUCUUCAAGCACGAGACCAUCACCUGGGAGUGGGCUCUCGCUUUCGGCGGCCUGGUCGUGUUCGUGCUGGGCAUGGAGGGGUGGAAGGCGAUCAAGCGCAGCUUCCGCCUGUUCGAGGACAAGCCUGUCAGCCGCGGCGCCUUCUCACAGGGCAGUGACGAGGGAGGUCGUCGGUUCGGUCGCACGAUGAGCUUCAGCUCCCUCAAGAGCUGGAGGACGCUGACGAGGAGGGACACGAGCAUGAGCAGGGCCAGUUCGAGGGAGAAGGGUGAGGGGCGGAAGUAA